Messenger RNA from Salvelinus sp. IW2-2015, 1436 nucleotides. RefSeq names its product double zinc ribbon and ankyrin repeat-containing protein 1-like. The record is from RefSeq and is a predicted model, not a curated record. Lineage: Eukaryota; Metazoa; Chordata; Actinopteri; Salmoniformes; Salmonidae.
UAUAAUGAAAGAGCGUGCGAGACAUGCAUAGAACGCAGUGGAUUACAUUUCUAUGGCGCGAGCAUUCAACGUUUUCCAGGUUUUUCAGGAAUAGCAAGAUGAUAGCUAAUAUAAUAAAAGUUGAGAAUAAACGAUGAAAACAUCGUGAAUCCUGCCAUUGGCUGUGGUGGUUGCUAAGGUGUAACGUUAUGUUUCUCCGUUGCUGCAUCGCAUCUGCUUUGUAACAUCAGCGGAAACUGUUCAAAGCAGCUAUAGCAGGACCGAACAUGACAGCCGGUUGCAUUGUGGUGCCUCAUCAUAUCGAUUCGAAUCCCCCCUCCUGGUAAAGCCAAGGAUGAGAUAGACACCACAACUCCUCUUGAGAUCAAAUCAUGCGUGUAUCCAUAAUGUGUGGAGGAUGCAUUAAUAUAUUAUAUCCCAGAUGUCACUAUCUACUACACUCUGGAUGGUACUAAACCAGAGGCGAUGAAGAGACCAGGGUUUGGAGAGAACAGCACUUUGAAGUAUAGCGGACCAAUAUGCUUACCUGAGGACAAAGUGUCAGUCAUAGCUCUGGCUAUUACCAGCCUUGUCACCAAGCUAUUUCUGGUGGAGUAUGUGCCCUYAGACGAGCCACCUUCCAUUGAGGACAAGGAAGAGAACUUUCUGAAGGAGUAUGAAGGAGGCCUCCCUAGACAGGAGAUGGGGACAGAGAACGGUUCUGGAGAUGCCUCACUGAAGCUUCAAGACUGCAAGCUUGGAAGACAGUCCUUUCAAAAACCUAACCAGCACUCAAAUGUCAAGGAUCCAAAGGGAGACAGACUUUCUGAGGUUUGGGUUUCUCUUUUGUCUUUAGAUGGGCUUGUGUGUCCACUGUAAAACAAUGGUGCSUGUCAACACCCCCACAUGUGUGGUAUGUGAGGCCUCCAGCUCCAGCCUCAGGCCAGCUUAAGACUCCAGGUAAAUAUGAAGUUUACUGCCACAAACACUCCGCUUUCAAACACCUUGUGACUUUGCACAUAUACACGUUUGAAUAUAGAUUACUUUAUUUGCAGGUGUGUUAACAUUUACCUUUUCAAUCCAAAGCAGUGUAAAUGUAUUGGUUUUCUCUCUUGCAGUGUGUGUGUGUGUGUGUGUGUGUGUGUACACCUGUCCACUCACUUUCUUUUUCUGUGCUGUAGAACAAGGUGAUCUGUCAGUCAUGUGUGGAACCCGAAAACCCUCCUCAUAUCUCAAAUUGUGUCACCUGUGAAACUAAACUACUGCGGCCACCCACUGUAAGAGCUCAUUGAUUGUAUUAGAGUAGCCUAAUUAUCCUUAUUAUGCUUAGUUUAGACUUGUAUAAAUGCCUAGGUUUUUGUUGUGGUAUGUAAUUAGUCAGAAAGCAAGUGAUGGUCAAUUUCUUCAACAAAUGAUCAGGUCUAUAUACACUGCUCAAAAAAAUAAAGGGAACACUU